Eptesicus fuscus (big brown bat) is the source of this 1254-nucleotide messenger RNA. RefSeq names its product zinc finger protein 791-like. The record is from RefSeq and is a predicted model, not a curated record. Gene Ontology annotation, molecular function: RNA polymerase II cis-regulatory region sequence-specific DNA binding; DNA-binding transcription factor activity, RNA polymerase II-specific. NCBI's taxonomy places the organism in Eukaryota, Metazoa, Chordata, Mammalia, Chiroptera, Vespertilionidae. Gene Ontology annotation, biological process: regulation of transcription by RNA polymerase II. The transcript is spliced from 3 exons.
AUGGCAGGGUUGUACAAGAGGAAGGAGGAGGGAGAUGAGAACGAGGUCCUUUUUGGUUCCACUCGAGGUGGAUGCUUAAGACUGAAAGGAGAUUUGAUGGAGAAGGAAAGGCCUACUUUGCAACCCCUGCCCCCACCCCGGAUUCCGACUGUGUUUGUGAUGGCCUAUGAGUUAGACCUGGACUCAGUGGCCUUUGAGGAUGUGGCUGUGAACUUCAGUCUGGAGGAGUGGGCCUUACUGGAGCCUUCACAGAAGAAAUUCUACAGAGAUGUGAUGCGGGAAACCUUUAGGAACCUGGCCUCCAUAGAGUGUAAAAUAUGUAAUAAAGCAUUCGGGUAUCCUAGUUAUCUUCACAUACAUGGAAGAACUCACACUGCAGAGAAACCCUAUGAAUGUAAAAUAUGUAGUAAAGAAUUUAGUUGUCUCGGUUAUCUCCAAAAUCACAAAAGAACUCAUAGUGGAGAGAAACCAUAUAGAUGUAAAGAAUGUGGAAAAGCCUUCAGGUGCUAUCAAAGUGUUCAAACACAUGAAAGAAGUCACACUGGAGAGAAACCCUAUACAUGUAAAAUAUGUACUAAAGCAUUCAGGUGUCUGAGUGAUCUUCGAAGAUAUGAAAGAACUCACAAUGCACAGAAACGCUAUGAAUGUAAAAUAUGCAGUAAAGCGUUUAGAUGUCCCAGUUAUCUUCAAACACAUGAAAGAAAUCACCCAAGAGAGAAACCCUAUGGAUGUAAAAUAUGUAAUAAAGCAUUCAUGUAUCCCAGUUAUCUUCAGAGACAUGAACGAACUCAUACUACAGAGAAGCCCUAUGAAUGUAAAAUAUGUAGUAAAGCAUUUAGGUGUCUCAGUUAUCUUCAGAUACAUGAAAGAAAUCACACAGGAAAGAAACCCUAUGGAUGUAAAAUAUGUAGUAAAGCAUUCAUGUAUUCCAGUUAUCUUCAAAGACAUGAAAGAACUCAUACUGUAGAGAAACCCUAGGAAUGUAAGGAAUAUGGAAAAUCCUUCAGUUAUCACACAAGCUUUCAAAGACACCUGACAGUGCACACAGGAGAGAAACCAUAUAAAAGUGUAGAAUGUGAUAUAAGCUUCAGUUAUCCCAGUUCCUUUCAAACACAUGAAGGAACUCGCUGGAUAAAAGCUCUUGAAUGUAAACAGCAUGGAAAAGACUUGAAUUGGCCCUCAUCCUUACAUGUGAAAAUUCCCAUGGAGAGAAAUAAACAUGUAAGUAACAUGAGACAGCUUAAUAGAAAUUAA